UGCCUGCUGGACUACGUACAUGAACACCAGGAGAACAUUGGCUCCCAGCUGCUGCUCAACUGGUGUGUGCAGAUCGCAAAGGGUAUGAUGUACCUGGAGGAGAGGCGGCUGGUGCACAGGGACCUCGCGGCCCGUAAUGUCCUGGUGAAAUCUCCAAACCACAUUAAGAUCACUGAUUUUGGACUAGCUCGACUGCUGGAAACCGAUAAAAAAGAGUACAGUGCGGAUGGAGGCAAGAUGCCCAUUAAGUGGAUGGCCCUUGAGUGCAUUCACUACAGGAAGUUCACACAUCAGAGUGAUGUAUGGAGCUAUG
Sinocyclocheilus grahami is the source of this 313-nucleotide messenger RNA. Its product is annotated as receptor tyrosine-protein kinase erbB-4-like. Gene Ontology annotation, molecular function: epidermal growth factor receptor binding; ATP binding; transmembrane receptor protein tyrosine kinase activity. The record is from RefSeq and is a predicted model, not a curated record. Gene Ontology annotation, cellular component: plasma membrane; signaling receptor complex; basal plasma membrane. Gene Ontology annotation, biological process: neurogenesis; positive regulation of kinase activity; cell surface receptor protein tyrosine kinase signaling pathway. The annotation marks the transcript as partial. Lineage: Eukaryota; Metazoa; Chordata; Actinopteri; Cypriniformes; Cyprinidae. The transcript is spliced from 3 exons.